Messenger RNA from Stegodyphus dumicola, 2926 nucleotides. Its product is annotated as adhesion G-protein coupled receptor V1-like. The record is from RefSeq and is a predicted model, not a curated record. Lineage: Eukaryota; Metazoa; Arthropoda; Arachnida; Araneae; Eresidae.
CAGGGUGUGUAGAAAUGGGGAAAUCCAGUAUUGCAGUUCCAGAAAGUGUUGGAGAAGUCAGACUGCCCGUAAUUCGGAAAGGAGGAUCAGAUGGAAAGCUUACUGUCCAAUACACAACUGUGGAUGGAUCAGCCAGCGCUCGCACAGAUUAUCUACCAGCGAGUGGAUUAUUGGUUUUUCAGGAUGGAGAAAUUCUAAAGACAAUUACCCUCGUAAUUGUGAAUGACAAUAUACUUGAGCCCAACGAAAGUUUUCAGGUUAAACUCAGAAAUAGCAUGAAUGCAAUAGGAGUUACUGACCCUCGUCUGCUUGGAUCUGCUACGUCGACACUCAUUGAAAUUGUUGACGAUGAUUUCAAAGCGGGAUUCAUAGAAAUUGGAAAAACCAGGAUUACAGUUCCAGAAAGUACUGGACAAGUUACAUUGCCAGUAGUUCGGAGAGGAGGGUCAGAUGGGAAACUUACCGUCGAAUACACAACUGUGGAUGGAUCAGCCAGUGCUCAAACAGAUUAUUUACCAGCGAGUGGAUUACUAAUUUUCCAGGACGGAGAAAUUCUAAAGACAGUUACUGUCAUAAUUGUGAAUGAUAAUAUACUUGAGCCCAACGAAAGUUUUCAGGUUAAACUCAGAAACAGCAAGAAUGCGGUAGGAGUUACUGACCCUAGUCUACUUGGACCUGCUGUGUCGAGUGUUAUUGAAAUUGUCGACGAUGACUUCAAAGCAGGAUGCAUAGAAAUGGGAAAGCCUAGUGUUACAGUUCCAGAAAGUACUGGACAAAUUAUAUUGCCAGUAGUUCGGAGAGGAGGAUCAGAUGGAAAGCUUACCGUUGAAUACACAACUGUGGAUGGAACAGCCAGAGUUCAUACAGAUUAUUUACCAGCGAGUGGAUUACUGGUUUUCCAGGAUGGGGAAAUUCUAAGGACAAUUACCGUCAUAAUUGUGAAUGAUAAUAUACUUGAGCCCAAUGAAAGUUUUCAUGUUAAACUCAGUAAUACCAUGAAUGCGGUAGGAGUUACUGAUCCUGGUCUUCUUGGAUCUGCUGUGUCGACAUUAAUUGAAAUAGUUGACGACGACUUCAAAGCAGGAUACAUCGAAAUGGGAAAGCCCAGCAUUACAGUUCCAGAAAGUACUGGACAAAUUAUAUUGCCAGUAGUUCGGAGAGGAGGGUCAAACGGAAAGCUUACCGUCGAAUACACAACUGUGGAUGGAUCAGCAAGUGCUCAAACAGAUUAUGUACCAUCGAGUGGCGUAUUGGUUUUCCAGGAUGGGGAAAUUCUAAAGACAAUUACUGUCGUAAUUGUGAAUGAUAAAAUACUUGAGCCAAACGAAAGUUUUCAAGUUAAGCUCAAAAACAGCAAGAAUGCAGCAGGAAUUACUGAUCCUGCUCUGCUUGGACCUGCUGCUUCAAUUCUUAUUGAAAUUGUUGACGAUGAUAGUAAUCCAGCUCCAUUACUGGAGAGGAACGUUGAAUUUUCCUUCCGUUCUACGAAUAUCCGUGUAAGAGAAAAUGCGGGAGUUGUUAGGUUUCAUAUUAAACGCACAGGCGAUUCUUCAGUUCCAGUAUCUAUAUUUUUGAUUACACGAGACGGCACCGCCAAAGGAGGGGAAGACUACCGUCGCACUCGUGGCACCAUAUCGUUUGCAUCCGAUGACAUUGAACUAACUCUGCAAAUCAACCUAAUUGACGAUGACAAACCAGAACUUGAUGAAACUUUUCAGAUAUUAUUAUCUAAACCUUCAACUGGCGCUAUAAUACCCGGACGAGAUAUACUAACAAUUACCAUAGAGGAUGAUGAUAAUCAGGGUAAUACAAAGCAAACGGAAAAUACAUCCGUUCAGUCUGUGCAUAAAAAUAUUCAACCACCAAUAUCUGAAUCUUAUUUCAUUGCUAGCGUAAUGUCACAAGGAAACUCUCAGGCGUCGGCCCAAAUAAGUUCAUCACAACAUAUUCUUUCGAAGCCUGCUUUAUUAGAAGGAACAUCUCAAUCUAAUUCUCAGCUUGAUAAAAUCUCGCAGUCAUCAGUGCUAACAAGCUCGUCAUCACAUUUAUUCUUCCCCAAGCUAAAUGUUGCCGGAGGAGCGAUAUCUCAAGUUAGUAACUCUGGAGAUUACUCUCAGACAUCAUUGCAAUUGAGUUCGUCUCAACUACCUAAGCUUCCACAAUCAGAAGGAAUUAUAUCUCAAACAGGUUCUCAGUCUAUAACUUCCUCACAGAUACAAUCUCAACAAAGUUCAACUCACUCAUUGACGUCCAAACCCAAAGAAGGGACGUCUCACUUAAGUUCUCAAGCUCAGUCCGGUUCGCAGGUUGUGAAUAUUGCGCAAACGUCAUCACAAAUGAUCUCGUCGCAGCAAUCGAGUUCGUCGUCGCAAAUGAGUUCGUCAUCGCAAUCCAGUUCGUCGUUGCAAAUGAGUUCUUCAUCCCAUCAUUUACAAGGAACAAUAUCUCAAGCCAGUUCCGCAUCUGGCGAUUAUUCAAAACUUUCAUUACAGCAGAGUUCAGCGCAUUUUCUUUCCCAGCCUCCGUCUUCAGAAGUGGUGCCUCAGUCUGGUUCUCAUCUGUUGCUGAAUUCCAAUGAAUGUGCUACUGGUCUCAUUUACAAAGAAUGUACUCCUUCUUGUCCAAAGACUUGCCAGAAUAUGAAUAUUGAGCAAUCACCCUGUGCAGCCAAAGGAUGCAUACGUGGUUGUCAUUGUCCAGAAGGCUAUGUGAAGGAACAUGCUUCAUCGAACAACUGCAUAUUACCACAGCAAUGCAAAAAUUAGGAGCUAAUGCAUUUGUCUCUAAAAUAAGUUUGAGAUUAGAAGUGGUUAAGACUGACUUACAGUGCUAGUUUCAUUUACAGUAUAGAAAAAUUUUCUAUAUUUUAAAGGGAAAAUGAAAAUAAACCGGAAAAAAGAAGAAAUAUACUAUGUAUAUAGUGCAC